UUUAAUUUAUUAGUUUUUAACACAUAUAAUAUUUAAUAAAUGUCUGUGCAACAGUAAAAAGAACGAGUCAAAAUUCAUAUAGUUUAAAAAGCGUAUGAAAUAAAUUAAAAGCCGUGAACUUUACACAGCAUGGCGCCCGCACCACAGCCACUUGAACAGGGGCUGGCCGGCUAUUUGCCACAAGGCCAGGAAGGCAGCCCUCGGAUGAAUACAAUUUCUUUGGCGGUGCUAAUAGAUUUUAUCAUACAAAGAACUUAUCAUGAUCUAUCAGUGUUGGCUGAAUUGCUGCCCCGUAAAUCCGAUAUGGAACGAAAAAUUGAGAUUUACAAUUUCUCGGCUAGAACACGUCAAUUGUUCAUACGUUUGAUUGCUUUGGUAAAAUGGGCGAAUUCUGUAUCCAAGGUGGACAAAUCAGCGAAUAUUAUGAGCUUCUUGGAUAAACAAAAUAUGCUGUUUGUGGAAACUGCCGAUAUGCUGGCUCGCAUGUCUCGGGAAACAUUGGUGCGAGCACGUUUACCCAAUUUUCACAUACCUGCUGCCGUGGAAGUAUUAACGACUGGCACUUAUAAUCGUUUGCCUACUUGCAUAAGAGAACGCAUUGUGCCACCAGAUCCAAUCACGCCUCAAGAGAAAAAACAAACACUGUUGAGAUUAAAUCAAGUCAUACAACAUCGUUUGGUUACUGGAAAACUUAUGCCCCAAAUGAGAGAAUUUAAAAUUCGUAAUGGCCGUGUUACUUUUGAAAUUAAGCACGAAUUUAAUGUGUCUUUAACAGUUAUGGGAGAUAGUCCCAAUGUUCCGUGGCGCUUAUUGGACAUCGAUGUAUUAGUUGAGGAUAAAGAAACUGGAGAUGGCAAAGCCUUGGUUCAUCCUCUGCAAGUAAAUUAUAUUCACCAACUGAUUCAGGCACGUUUAGUUGAAAAUCCCAAUGCCUUGAGUGAAGUUUAUAACUGCCUACACUAUUUUUGUCAAUCUUUGCAACUUGAGGUUUUAUAUACACAAACUUUACGUCUCAGCUAUGAGCGUUUAGAUGACAAUAUACAGGUUGAAGAGUAUAUACCUGGCAUCAAAGUAUCAGUAUCCUAUUGGCGUGAAUUGACAAGUAAAGAUCCCAAAUCAGAGUUGGGUUACCGCUUGACUGUACAAUCAGAUCCCAAUGAAAUUGGCCGACCACUGGCAGUAAUACACGUGCCUUCAUUGGGAGCUAAGGAGUCUGCAGAAGUUGCGGAUCGUGCGGUACGCUCAGACCACCUUUCAAUGGAACGAUUAAUAGUGCACACAGUUUACAUAAGAUCUGUGUCUAGAUUAUCGGAUUUGAAAUUGGAGUUCCAAGCUUUUCUCAAAGAUGUUGAUUUUAAAUUAGAAGGUACUCCGGCAAUUUUGACUGUGCCUGUUUUGACACCCUGCUUGAGGGCAGAACAAAUUCAUAUUACCAUUGAUACUCAUACGGGCAUGUUGCGUUGUCAUGUUCCCAAACAUUUGGACUGUCCCAUUAUACCAGAAAUGCAAACUUCUCUCAACAAUGAUCGCACCAAAUUACCACAAAUUAUGUCUGAGCUGAGAUACUGGAUUACACAUCGUCGUUGUGAGAAAACUUUACAACAUUUGCCAGCAACAGCUACAGAAGGUUUACCCUUCUUAACAGUGCCCGAUAAUCCUUUGUUACAGGCGGGUAGACAUAAAAUUUUUGUUAAACUACACCGCCAUCCAAGUGUGAUAUUGGUUGUUCAACUAAAAGAAAAAUCAAAUAUGCCCAAUGAAAUGGAGUAUACUUUUCAUUUGGGAUUUGUGGCCUAUCAAACAAAUGAGACAGAUCCCCUACCUGAAGAAUCAUCUCAGCAAUUGGUACCUGUACAAGCCCCACCUAAUUUGCAACCCGGCAGUACACCAAAUGCUGAAGUACCUAAAGUUUAUACUAAACUUUUAAAACUUAUAGAAUUUGAUACAUUUGUAGCAACUCAUGGCCCGGGAACAGAUGUUGAUGAUACUCCACCACACAAAAGGAAAUUGGGUAACGAACAUGGGGCGCCUUCCGCCAAACAGGCCAAAACCAUUUACCCUGCCUAUUUUAUACCAGAACUGGCUCACGUUGUUGCCAUGUGUGAUGAAAAGAUACCAUUCUUGAAUUUGGCACAAGCACUAACGAAAUACAACAUACCGCACAGUGGUCUACAAGUUGAAUCAAAUGCUACCUCGCUAGUUUUGAAAAUUCUAACACUACCCAUGCCCGGUCAAAGCCAUGGAGAAGAACAUAAACACCAAGCCAACAUUUUAAAUAUGCCCGCAAUCGAGCCACAUAUUUGGAAAGAUUUAAUAAAACGUCUACUCUCCAUAUCAAUACGUUCGCAAAUGAACAAAAACAAUCAGAUCCGUGUUUGGGUUGUUGAGUUUGUUUUCUUUAGCACUCCCCUGCAGAGUACACAUCCCAAGGAACAGGGCAAUCGCAGAACAGUUUAUCUGACCUAUGAACAAAUUAAUCAUGAUUUCUCCAAGACCGUGGAAGAUCUCUUGAAAGACUGGUCCAAAAUUGUUUAUCUUUAUACAUUGGUUUAUAAUUUCUCGGAACAUAUGAAAAAUAAACGUUUGAACAUUUCCGAUACCAUCACCAUAAAUUCUUACAAUUAUAUCAAUCUGUUGCUGGGCUAUGGACCCAAAAAGGAAGUAAUUUGCAAUAUUUUUUGGUCAGCUCAGUCGCGUGGUUUUCGUUUAAUCUUCAUGGGUGGCAUAACGGCUGUUAAUGCGCAUUCGAUGAUGAAAGAUCAAUUGGCUACACAUUUGAAUAGUCAGCACAGCUUGGCCCAAAUGGUCUAUAUCUUGCAUGAGACAUAUUAUCCUUUAUCUUCGAUAGCUAAAUUGCCCAUCAUACCACAUUUGGGUAUACCGCGCCCUCAAGUACCGGUGUUAUCGUUUUGUAUUUUACCACAAUCUCCAUGUUUGAUACGUUUGGCCUAUCAGGCCAUGUUUUGUUUGGAAAUACGUUUUCGAGCUGGCCGUUUAGUGUCAAUAAGAGAUGGCGCUUAUAGUCGUUUUGAUAGGAAUCUCAUAGAAGAUUUCACCCCCAUCCAAGGAUUAAAGGGUUUUCUUUCAAAAUACGUUGAUGAAAAUGCGGUUUAUCGAGGACGUUCCCAAAGUGAUGAUGAUAAUCCUCCUUCGCCUUUGGGUAUGGAGGACAAUUUUGGGGGUCCUAGUAGUGUAACAGGUGCUGGCACUGGGGGAUCUUCGCCAUUCCUUAGUGCGGGCAUGAGAGGACCACAAUCUCCACGCGACAGUGGUUUAAGAUUCCCUGCACCUCAUACGCCGCCUUUAAGCUCCAAUCCUCACACACCAGCAAGUCCUCAUCCAUCGGCAGGUGGCGGCUCCUCUACUAGUGGGGGAAAUUCACAAAAUCAUCCCAACUAUAACUUAACUUCGCCACCGGGACCUCAUAUGCCGCAUCCAUCACCUGGUGGUCUUAUGCCUUCCUCACCCCUAAAUCCGCAACCAAGUCCUCACAUGGUACACAGCCCUGGACCGAAUACGUUGUACAUGCAAGGACAUCAGGAUUCACCGUUUGCUGCCAUGUCCCCGGCUAAUUCCAAUUGGCCAGGUUCUCCCAGCAUGCCAAGACCUUCACCACGACCGGGACAAAGUCCUGAUCACAAAUCUAGCCAAUCUGGUAAUACGGCAUCUAAUGCCACCAACAACAGCAAUGUAAACGCACAAGGUAUGAACCGCAUGCCUCAGGCCAAUAGAUCUUGGGCCGGAGCUGUACCUACUGUACUGACACACGAGAAACUCGAUCUGCUGUGUCGUCCCAGUCCACAUCCCAACAAAGAAAUUGGUGUUACUCCAGACAUUAGUCCGCUUGAACGUUUCCUUGGCUGUGUUUACAUCAGACGCCAACUACAGCGACAUGUACAAAAUGAUGAAACCCUGACGGUGUUAAAUUCCAAUGAACCGGGAGUAGUACCCUUCAAGGUGGACAAUUUGCAAUGCCAAGUGAUUUUAAAUCAAGUUCACAUGCAAUCGUUACAUUUGAAAAUCACACAAUUGCCGCCACCACCCACACCCGAUGGCAAACAACCUUUUCAACUUAGUCCAGACGACUUAAUAGUAUUGGAACAGUUCUUCGAUACCAGAGUGGCAGCGCCACCCUACCGGCCCAAUUCUCUGCAGGGUUUCUGCAAAGUGUUGAGCUGUGCCCCUCAAGUGCUUAAAGAUUUUAUACAAAUUAUGCGCCUGGAAAUGAAACCGGAUCUGGGAGGUGACCAACUAAAAUGGACAGUACAGUUCUGCAUGCGUGUACCUCCAUCGGCGGCUCCCAUUAUACCCAUUGGCAGUCCAGGUGUAUUGAUAGUACGAUUGAAAAUAUUAUUCUUUUUACAAAUUACUCGCAUACCAUAUAACGGCAAAGAAUGGAAAGAUAGUCCUUCUUUGGUUUUACCCAUGGUGUAUGAUCUUAGUUCCAAUUUAACACAGUUGGCCGAGAAACGUGAACAAGUACAAUCGCCCGCAGCUUUAGCAGCCAGCACAUUACUUAGACGUUUUUCUGAAUAUGGUGUACAACAUGGCCAGUGUUCCCUGUUCCCCGCUGUAAGAGAUUUACUGACAAAUCUUCAACUUCCAAAUGAUGUACCGCCACCAAAUCAGGCUAUUGGACCUCCAGUAGGCCCCAUGGUUGGUUCCAGCCCGAAUCCCAUCAUGCAUUCACCGAUGCAACAAAUGGGUGGACCAGUGGGUCCACCACAAGUUGGUCCAGGUUAUGCUCAAAUGCCACAAAAUCCUGGUCCGCAGUGAUGAAGGCGGAAACGCCGCUCGGCAGCCAAUCUUAAUAUUUGAUGAUGCAGCACAGGCGGCUGAAAAAAGGCAAUUCUUUGUUUGAACCGUUUAUAGUUUUAGAAAUUUUUUAUUAUAUUUAUUUUUUUUUUAAUUUCAAGUAAUAUGGUU
Messenger RNA from Calliphora vicina (urban bluebottle blowfly), 4926 nucleotides. It is a transcript of the gene MED14, whose product is annotated as mediator complex subunit 14. The record is from RefSeq and is a predicted model, not a curated record. The coding region runs from base 130 to 4776 and encodes 1548 amino acids. The transcript has 14 exons. Gene Ontology annotation, molecular function: transcription coregulator activity. Gene Ontology annotation, biological process: regulation of transcription by RNA polymerase II. Gene Ontology annotation, cellular component: core mediator complex; mediator complex. Lineage: Eukaryota; Metazoa; Arthropoda; Insecta; Diptera; Calliphoridae.